UGGGAGCUUUGAAAUUUCACUUUCUAAUUUCCAUCUUUGCCAGUUCUUAUUUGGGAUUUAUGUAUUUGAUUUAAGCGCCGAUCUUCGCAUUCCGACAUAUAAUUCAUAAUUUCUUUUUACAGUUUAGUAGAAUCCACACUGAUGUCAUAAAAUGGGUGAACGUUCAAAAUCAAGUUCAUCGGAAAAUUUGCUGGAACUCGCUGGAAAUUACAGUGUGCCACAUAAGCACCUCGUACAGCUCAUGAUUAAACACGGGAUUUUGCAGGCUCAUUAUUUCUGCAAUAAAUUUGUUCAAUAUGUCCAGAUCUAUAACUCGGAAGGUAGUACUGUUACUCAGCCGAAUGAUGGACAAGAAAAAAUACUUAUUGAGAAGUUGAUCGUGGUUAUCAAUAAUGCUCUAACCUCGCUCAGUCUUCGAUUGAUACAAGCAGAUGACGAAUAUGAUGACCAGAACAAUUACAUCGUACUGCUCAGUGACCGAAGACCGAGUGAUUUUUUACGCGACGCAUUUGGUUUAACACAAACUGAAAUUACGCUCUUUCAUUUGUGGAUAAGCACUAUUUGCAGUAGUGAAAAUGGUGAAAUUCUGAAACAUGAAGCACUAUCGACCGCUUCGAAUUUGUUGGUAAAAGACAAGAAAGUAGAUGAGGAAUAUCUCUUGCAGCGGUGUGUUUCAAAUAAAUGGCUAGUGAUGGAUAACAAAGGAGCAACGAUUCGCUUGGGUACUCGUGGAGUUGCUGAGUUACAAAAUUACUUUAGUUCACACGCAGAUAAAUUUAAACUGGAAAAAUGCGUUCUAUGUGGCAAAUUUAUAAUUAUGAAGAACCGAGCAAUUUUCUGCAAAACAUGCGGAAGUUUUUCUCACCGACAAUGUGGUCUGAAAAUUAUAAAAUCUGUGAGAACGGGAAAAGUGCUAUGUCCAGGUAAAUUGGCAAAUGGUAAAUCAUGUACUGCAGGAUUUCAUGUAUCUGUCGAAAUGGAAAGUGUUAAUCAGAACCAGUAAAGGUAAUCGUAAACGUCGUAUUGUGAAUGACUUUAACGAACAGGAUGAAUGUAAUGUCGCUUUUUGUAGUACGGGAAGAUUACAUGAUACAGAAAUGUAACUAUCUACUUGGAAAUCUAUUGUUUUAUUUUCGACACUUGUCGUUUUUUUUGUUUAAUCUUGGAUUCGAUGGAUUAUUCGAUAUCUUUCUGGGUCUUGAAAAUUGUAACUGUUUACUUAGAAAACUCGUUGUGUUAUUCUUUGUUGAACUUCUCGAUUGUUUUUGAUUUUCUCUUGAAGAAAGGUAGUUCACAUACAGUGAAAUAAUAUGGCAG
Messenger RNA from Loa loa (African eye worm), 1317 nucleotides. RefSeq lists its product as hypothetical. Gene Ontology annotation, cellular component: nucleus; Smc5-Smc6 complex. The record is from RefSeq and is a predicted model, not a curated record. Lineage: Eukaryota; Metazoa; Nematoda; Chromadorea; Rhabditida; Onchocercidae. Gene Ontology annotation, molecular function: ubiquitin-protein transferase activity. Gene Ontology annotation, biological process: DNA damage tolerance; double-strand break repair via homologous recombination. The transcript is spliced from 8 exons. Bases 152 to 1003 code for a protein of 283 amino acids.